Molecule: messenger RNA, 3678 nt
Organism: Ostreobium quekettii
Lineage: Eukaryota; Viridiplantae; Chlorophyta; Ulvophyceae; Bryopsidales; Ostreobiaceae
Source: the annotation of a GenBank genome assembly
AUGCCCGGGGCAACAUUUUCCGAGAGACGCCCAAAGCGGGCCCGCCACAAAAGCAGCAUUGAUGAUUUCCAGGAGACGUUGACCGAGGCUGGCUGCCAGCAAAGGGGAAACACAGAAGAGAGGGACUACCUCAUUGGCGAUCAAUUCGAAUUCCGGAACAGAAUGGAAUUGAAGCUUGGCCUGGAUGACGAACUGUGCCAAAAGUUCAUUGACGGUCUGUGGGAGCAUUUGGAGGAUCCUGAGGCCUUGCUGAAUGCCCUUAUGCCCAUGAACAACUGUCUUCAGGGAGUGUACAGCACUGGCGACAGCUUCCUGCGGGUACUCAUGGGUGUCGGGGUGCUCAAGAACAACAUCUGCUUCACACUUCUUGAAAGACUGGCAGAAUAUGGCAGCACCGAUGGAGAGAACUCUGUUCCCCGCCUGAUCCUGGGGCAACUGAGAUGGCUUGAUCAUGCUGGUGGCUCACAUGACCUUGUGGACAAAGUGUUUGAGGUGAUGCCAGCAUGUUCAGGGGAAAUCCAGAGGUCACUUGUGGAGUUGCUGCCGGAAAUUGUCACCAGUGAUGACCACGAGCGACUGGUGGACUUCCUGGAAAACAUGAUCCACGAAGACAGUGCCUUCAUUAUGCCUGCUGCCAAUGCAGUUGCUGAAUUGGGCCUUUCAGAGAAGUUGCAAGACAAGGCCAUACGAAUGUUGCUGCAAUACAUCCAAACUGUGCCCCUCGAAGAUCUGCCUGACAUUGUACUUUUCUUCCUGCACAAUGCAAGCCAGGGCAAUGUGACAAAGGUAAUUGAAGAAUGGCGUGCCAACCUGCACUUUGCUACACCAGUGGAUCCGCGGCUCCCAGUCCAUGAUCACAAGGGCAAGGCUCCUGUGCAGCUUGCCAGCUCUGACUCUGAAGCGAAGUUGAUGGAGUGCAUGAAAGCGGCCCUGAGAGGGGCACCAUUGGUGACAGACGCCAUCCUGGCCAUCCUAAAAAAUCUGCCUCCUUCAGGCCUACGAGUCAUAGACUUUUGGUGGUUGAUGCUCAUUCACUCCCUUGGGGGAGGACAUGGGACAUCUGCAGGAAGGCUGCUGAAGCGAAAACUGGCUGGCGGCAGAGUCAGCCUGUGUUGGUUUGCAGAGAGCAUUGUUGGCCACCAGAAUGCUCUGUGGGGCAUAGCACCCAGCCUGAUGGCCAUUGCCAAAUUACUGUGCCAAGACAUGGAAGAGCCUCUCCAAAGAUCUGGAGCACAUCUCUACAAGCUCCUGUUUUGCGAGUUCCACCGCUCAUACCACCGCCAGGAGGUUCUUCAUGCGCUGCAUGGGCACAUUGGCUCUGGUGAAGAGAAGGAGAUCACAGCUGGGUUAACUGUUCUUGAAGGCAUUGCAACCACCCACGUCAGCUCACUGGUGCAGUUUAGUGCCUACCUUGCAAACAUCCUGGACUACAUUGAGAGGUUUGAUGAACAUCAGUUGCGAUUGGUCUUUCGUGUUUUUUUCCUGGUCAUUACUGGUGCACCUCCCUCUGGCAAUUCUAUGGGGCCCUCAGGUGUUGGUCGACUCGGAGACCAGGUGUCCAUCACCAUCAGAAAGUGCCUAGAUAGCCCUGGCUUGAUGCACAGACGUGUGGGGAUUAUUGGCACAGUUGCCAUGGCUACCUGCAAGCUGCAGACGGGAUCUACUGCCUGCAAUUCUCAAGAGAACAUGGAUCCCGACAUCUGUGAAGCAUGGAAGGCCGUGGAAGACUUGUUUGAGACCUGGAAAUAUAGGGCCCCUGUGCACUGCCUUGCCCUCCUGUUUGAGGAAUUGGCCCAUGCACUGGAGGACGGUUUGUUGCUGCCAAAGACUGCGCUGCUGAGUCUACAGAACACAGUGGAGGAGCUAUUCUCUUCAACCUUCCUCAUGGACCUUGACUGGGACACCCACGACAAGGGUCUGCCACAUGAAAUGUCCAAUGUCGACCUUUGUGGAAUUGGCACCUUUGACUCAGAGCUUUGGCUCAACCUUGAUGGCAGCAAGUCGUCAAUCUGUGUGAAGAUGUGCAGCAUGCUUGCGUCAGUCGAUUCACAAGAACGAUCAGCUGUGGCGUGGUUGUGCCCAGCUCUGAGGUUGCUGUCACGGCUACAGAUCUGCCAGGAAGGCAACCUGGAUGGCAUCGAUGGAGUGCUGGGUUGUCCCUUGCAGAUGGUUCCCCUUGAAUGGGCCAUCAAUGUGGGGUGCCUUGCUUGUGCACAGCAGGAGCUUGUUGUGAACUGUUUAUUCUUUGGCAUUGCAUGGCUGAGGGAGGUGGUGGCUGCAUUUGGACCCCAUUCUCAAGGACAUAGUGGGAUAACUACUGAUGGCGCCUUCGAUUUUGGCCCCAAGAUUUUGAGCCGCUUGCACCAGCUCCAACAACUUCAAGCUGUUCUUGAAGAUGUGCUGACAACAUCACCUUCGUUGACUAAACUGCCAAACAUGCAGGGUGUGCUGAAUGGUGCUCAGCGAGUAGGAGCUAAGUCAGCAGGAAGGAAGGCAGAUGUGUGUGGCAGCAAGUCUACACGUCUGGAGGGACAGACAAAGAGUUUGCUGGGGCAGGCGAUGUACCGUCACUUUCCAUGGGAGGUUCUCCAUGCCAUUGCCAAGAGUGAUCUGACAUCCAAUCUGCCUCUUUCGGUUCCUGGAUGCCUGUACCUCAUCCUGGAUGUCAAGUCGCAGAUUGGUUGCCUGAUCGACAAAAAGGGAAUGAAGCAAGGAGGGAGAGCUUGGGCACAGGCUGCAUUGUCAGAGAUUGGCAAGUGUGCAGCAUCUGUCCGAAGGCUGACUGAUGUUGCAGUCCAUGUUGCAAAGCGACAGAAAAGAAAUGAAAGAGGCAAAAACCUGGAACCGAACCAAGCGAAUGCUGCCAACAGUGCUGGCUUAGAUGUUCUCAGCAGACUGCACAGUGCAGAAGCAGCUACGGGUCUGGAAAGAUGUUCUCUGAGUGUUGCUCGCACUUGCAUCAACUGCUUCUCCACAUUGCUCCGUGCUGGCACGGCUGCUGCCAUUGAAGAUCCUCUUGCCCUUGUGGACACUCUGCAUGGUGCAAACUCGCCAGCCUCCAUGAGCGUACGCUGCUCUGAGCAGAGCAGGAAAUCUUGUGGAAGAUCAGACAUCCAGAAGGUGGUUGAAGAAGGGCACAAGGCCAUGGACUACUUGAUGGAAUUGUUGCAGUGUUUUGAGUGUGAGCUGCAAGUGGAGGUUGAGCUUCUCAGGGCGAUGAAGGCUCUUGUGGGGGCACUGGGGCAGACAUCCAAGCAAGCAGGAGAGUCCACAGGCCCCACUGCAGCACAGCAGAUGGCGGACAAAAUGAGACACGAUGUGUUCCUAGCCACUGGGGCAGUCCUUGAACAUGAGGGCUAUGACUGGAAAGGCCAUAACAGUGAGCUGUCAGAGAUUGUUCGACUCCGCAUAUCCCACAGCGAUGACCCAAUUCAAACGAUUGUUGAUCUCCUACAUACUCAACUGGGGAGAGUAGGAAGACCGCCAUCAAGCCCUGACAAAGAAGUGCCUUACCUUUCGUUGACUACUUCCACUUUUGGAAUCUGGUUCCGUGCAAUUUUCGAAGAGCUGGUAUCCUCAUGGGAAGAACUCUGCUCUGAGCUGCUUGUGCACUACCGAUCAAACACGUCGUCUACAAGACAGGUAGGCUCAAUUUCUUUGAUUAUAUUUGUCACGUAA